AUGUCGUUGGUGGACUAUGCAUCUUCAGACGACGACGUAUCGGAGGAGAUUAGGGAAAAUAAGGAAAACGAGCCAGCCCAAGUACCCCAGGACGAUCCACAGCCUCCGACUCGUCCUCACACCCAAUCCGUUGUUUCAUCAUAUCAGCAGCCUGAAAGUACUGCCCAUUCAUCAGCUCCUUCGAUUGAGAAACUUCCUGAUGCUUCAAUGCUCUUGAAUUCUCCUGUUUUCUCAUCCAAUAUGUUUAGUGGUGAUGACCACUCUUCUCGUGUUGCAGCUGCAAUAGCUGAAAGUGCAUCACGCAAGAGAGAGUCAAAUGAAUUUGUUUCCUCUGUUCCCCGCAGUAAAGUUCCCAAAGGUAACUUGCCUCAUUCCAAGAAUGUUCCCGAUACAAUUGGUGGUAUGCUGGUUCCACCUCAGCUUAGCGGAAGUUCCUCCCAAUUUCCGGUUCAAUUAGAUACUGCCAAAAGAAAACUACGGGGCCUGAGCUUCUCUAGACAGGAAGAUGUUCUCCUUGUACAAGGAUGGCUUGCAACCAGCAUGAAUGUCGUACACGUAAAAGGUCAACCAAAGGCUACUUAUUGGGGGCGAGUGACACAAUAUUUCCACAACUACAAAACAUUUGCAAGUGAUCGAGAGGAGAAAUCACUCCUACAACGUUGGUCAACUAUUCAACUUGCAACCAAAAAAUUUUGUGAAUAUGUUACUCAAGUGGAAAAUAAGCACAAAUAUGGCAUGAAUGAGCAGGAUAAGUUUUUUUAUUCGAAACAAUUAUACGAAAAAUUGGAAAAGAGAAAAUUUCAUUUUGAUCAUUGCUGGAAGCUGUUGAAGGAUGCCCCAAAGUGGGUGGACGAUAUGCACAAGAAAAAACCAUCAAAUAGAGUAAAAGGUACAAGUCUCUCUCCUGAAUUCUCAUCUCCUUCUACUUCACAGAGUUUGGUAGAACUUGUAGAGGACCAAGUCCGUAAUACUGAAUCUGGGAACAUGGAGAGACCGCAAAAAAGGAAGGAGGUCACAAAUACUGAUGUUGGGAACAUAGAGAGACCACCAAUAAGGAAGGACGUCCUAAAUACUGAUUUCGGGAACACGGUGAGAGCACCGAUAGGGAAGGACAUCCCAAGUAGUGAUUUUGGAAGCAGGGAGAGACCAUCGAUAAGGAAGGACGCCCCGAGUAUUGAUUUUGAGAACACAGAGAGACCACUGAUAAGGAACAUUACAAUUACUGAUUUUGGGAACAUUGAUAGACCGCCAGUAAGGAAGGAUGUCCCAAAUAGUGAUUUUGGAAGCAGGGAGAGAACAUCGAUAAGGAAGGGGGUCCUGAGUAUUGAUUUUGGGAACACAGAGAGACCACUGAUAAAGGACAUACCAAAUACUGAUUUUGGGAACAUUGAGAGACCGCCCGUAAGGAAGGACGUCUCAGAUAGUGAUGUUGAGACCAUGGAGACAUCACCAUUAAGGAGGGAGGUCGUAAAUUCUGAUUUUGGGAACAUGGAGAGACCGUUAAUAAUGAAGGCUGAGAAGCUGAAGACAAAAGAUCACCAUAAGAAUGACAAUGCAAAUAAGCAAGUUGUUGAUCUCUUACGCAUCAUGGAGAAAUGGAGAGACCAAGUUAAUGAAGAGAAAAGGCAAUAUCGGUUAGAGAAAAUGGAGAUGCUUAGGGAGAGGCUUGAGAUGGAUAAAGAAAGGCUGGAGAUGGAUAAAGAGAGGCUUCGACUCGACCGUGAAGACAAAGAGGAGAGAAUAAUGUUGAUGGAUAUAAGUGGAAUGCCUCAUGAGCUUCAACAAUAUUAUCGCCGUCGUCGAAUGGAAAUUCUGGCUAAAGGAAUGGGUGGUGUGUGA
Molecule: messenger RNA, 1839 nt
Organism: Prunus armeniaca (apricot)
Lineage: Eukaryota; Viridiplantae; Streptophyta; Magnoliopsida; Rosales; Rosaceae
Source: the annotation of a GenBank genome assembly